AUGGCGCCCGCCGACGCUUUAGCCUACAUGAGCAAGCUCUCGUCGCCUCCGGAACCAGGCGCGCCCUUUGCCGUCACCAUUCCCGGCAGCGAGACGCCGAACCGGACGGCUGUCUACCGCAAUUUUCGAUUCCGCGACUCACCCCUGCUCGAGACGCUCGACCCGACCGUGCGCACGCUGCACGAUGCCUUUGAGAGUUCGGCCACGUACCGGUCGUCGAAACAGAUGCUCGGCUGGCGACCCUGGAACGUAGCCAAGAAGACAUGGGAGCCCAAGUAUCUGUGGAUGACGUACGCCGAGGUUGCGGAGCGGCGCAAGAACUUUGGCGCCGGCAUCGUCGAGCUGCACAAGCAGAUUGGCGUGACCGACGACAAGUACGGCGUGGGCCUCUGGUCGCAGAACCGACCGGAAUGGCAGAUUGCUGAACUCGGCCUGAUGUCCCAGUCCCUCUGGAACGUGUCGCUUUACGAAACGCUCGGCCCCGACGCAACGGAGUACAUCAUCAACCACGGACAGCUGGUGUGCGUGAUCGCGACGCUGCCACACAUUGCGACGCUGCUGAAGCUGGGCCCACGUAUCUCGUCAGUCAAGCUGAUUGUGUGUAUCGACGCGCUGGACUCGGGCGAGCCGAGCGGGUACUCCAAGGGGGCGCUGCUGCGCGAGCUGGCUAGCGAGCAGGGGGUGCAGAUUUACUCGAUGGCGGAGGUGGAGGAGAUUGGGGCGCGGUCGGGACGGACGAUACGGGCGCCGGCCAAAGAAGACAUCACGACGAUCAACUACACGUCGGGCACGACGGGUGACCCCAAGGGCGUGGUGCUGACGCACGGCAACAUGGUGGCGUCGACCAGCUCGGCACGGGCGUCGGGGUUCAUGUCGCCCAACGACACGCACAUCUCGUAUCUGCCACUGGCACACAUCUACGGGCGGAUGGCAGACUGGAGCGCGAUCUCGUUGGGAGCGCGAAUUGGCUACUUCCACGGCGACAUGACGCAGCUGGUGGAGGACCUGAAGAUCCUGCGGCCGACGGGGCUGUUUUCGGUGCCGCGGCUGUACAACCGAUUCCACUCGGCGAUCCAGGCAGCGACGGUGGAGGCGAGCGGCGUGGGGGGUGCGCUCUCGCGGGCCGCCGUGGCGGCCAAGAUGGCGAGCAUGCAGCAGAAGCCGGGGCAGGCGACGAACUGGCACCCGGUGUACGACCGAAUCUGGUCGCCCAAGGUGCGGCGGGCGGUGGGCCUGGACCGGGCGGUGGGCAUGGUGACGGGCAGCGCGCAGCUGGACCCGGACGUGCAGCAGUUUCUGCGGGCAGCCUUUGGGAUCGCCUUUGUGCAGGGCUACGGCAUGACGGAGACGAGCGCGGUCGGGAGCGUGCAGGUAGGCGGCGACUUCAGCGUGGGCAACAUUGGGGGACCGCAGCCGGGCGUGGAGUUUUGCAUCGAGUCGGUGCCGGACCUGGAGUACACGGUGGAGGACCGGCCGAACCCGCGGGGCGAGCUGCUGAUGCGAGGGCCGAUUGUGUUCCGCGAGUACUUCCGGAACGAGGCCGAGACGGCGCGGGUAGUCGAUGCCGGCACCGGCUGGUUCCACAGCGGCGAUAUUGUCGAAGUCGAUAGCCUGGGCCGUUUCAAGAUCAUCGACCGCCGGAAGAAUGUGCUGAAGCUGGCCCAGGGCGAGUACGUGUCGCCCGAGCGGAUCGAGAACGUGUACAUUGGCGCGCUGCCCGUCGUCGCCACCGCCUUUGUGCACGGCGACGGCAUCGAGGCGUCGCUGGUGGCCGUGCUGGGCAUCGAGCCCGACGCCUUCGCCCCGUUUGCCAGCAAGCUGCUGCACGAGCACAUUGUCGCGUCCGACGUCGAGGCGCUGCGCCGGGCCGUCCGUGAUCCGCGCGUCCGGGCCGCCGUCCAGAAGCAGGUCGAUGCCGCCGGCCGGAAGCACAAGUUCAACAGCUUUGAGCGCGUGCGCAGCAUCUACCUGGCCGUGGAUCCGUUUACGAUUGAGAACGAGUUGCUGACACCGACUCUUAAACUCAAACGCCCACAAGCGGCCAGAGCCUUCCGAAAGGAGAUCGACGAAAUGUACGCGGAGAUAAAGGCCCUAGAGACAAACCGGGCCAAGAUAUAG
Messenger RNA from Grosmannia clavigera kw1407, 2118 nucleotides. RefSeq names its product long-chain-fatty-acid-ligase 1. Gene Ontology annotation, cellular component: membrane; endoplasmic reticulum. NCBI's taxonomy places the organism in Eukaryota, Fungi, Ascomycota, Sordariomycetes, Ophiostomatales, Ophiostomataceae. The transcript has 3 exons. Gene Ontology annotation, biological process: long-chain fatty acid metabolic process. The record is from RefSeq and is a predicted model, not a curated record. Gene Ontology annotation, molecular function: long-chain fatty acid-CoA ligase activity. Bases 1 to 2118 code for a protein of 705 amino acids.